AUGAGCUGUGGGGUUAUAAAGCGGAAGAUAAGAGCAUCAAGUCACAAAUAGAAAUGUUGUUUUGAUUGUUAAACAAGUAGAGUAUUACUUUCUUGUCUUUAUAGAAAGAAAGGCAUUGGUAAAUGUGGUCAUUGACUCAUUGGUCAGGAGUGACGACACUUUUUCUCCUUUGAAACAAAAAAGGAAAAGCAAUGGCAAAUGGCAAUGAAUGUGUUUGGUGUUUCCAUUCCCAAAAGAGAUCCCAUGCUUCUUCCUGUUCGAAUUCAAACUCACUUAACCCAUCCAUCAUCAAUAUGUCCCCUUAACCACUUCAUUUAAAUACGAUUCGCAUAUUUUUCACAAACAAACACACUCACUGAACAUGGCCGCUCUCCACAAAUUCAAGCUCUUCGCGUCGCAUUGCGGCGUUGCACAGAGCCCAACCCAAAGCCCAAGAGCCAGCCCACUAGUUCAGCUCCGUCGCCCCAAGACCACCUUGCGCACGCUGCUGAGCCUGAGCCUGAGCCGGUCACCUCGGCCGCAAGAGCCACCGCUUCUGCAGGACCACGUGUCAUUGGAAAAGCAGAGCAAGGAUCUGAUGAUGCGGAGGCACUCGCUUAAGGAUCUGUUCGUGUCUUCGCCGCCUAGAGAGGAGGCAGACCGUGCCACUGCUGCUACAUUGUUGGGCUCAGUGGGUGUUGGGAGUAUGGGCCUUAGUGGGCCAGGCCCAUGGAGGGAUGGGCCUGGAUCGAGCAGCUCUGUAUGGAGGGGUUUCCGUUGCAGGUCGUUACUGAAAAGGAAGGCUAAUUGGCGGCCUCUGCUGCUCACCAUUCCCGAGGACGACGCAUAGUGAUUCCCAGUUUUCCGAUUUCCAUUCCACCAACUCGGUGCAUGCAUUGUCAUUUCCUUUUGUAUCUUCGUCUCCAUUUUUUGUUCUCAAAUCCUGUUCUAUCCGAUAUAUAUCACAAUGAAUUUCACCUCAAUUUUAAUUUCUAGAUAUGCGCAACGAAUCCGGUAUUGGUGUCCAUAUGUAUAAUUAUUUUGGGUUUUUAACUUUUUAUACUUGUGAUAUGAGAAAUCAUCAUACUUUCACUUGAA
This is a messenger RNA of Arachis ipaensis, 1077 nucleotides long. RefSeq lists its product as uncharacterized. Lineage: Eukaryota; Viridiplantae; Streptophyta; Magnoliopsida; Fabales; Fabaceae. The record is from RefSeq and is a predicted model, not a curated record.